UCUCUCAGACCCAGCAGUCCGGACUUCUAGCCCACCCUGCUCUGAGGUCCCUCUGGGUGGGUCAGGGGAACGUUGCUGAACUCUGUGUUCCUCCAGGCCCAGAUGGGGGAACCCCGGGCUGGGGCCCCCCUGGACGAUGGCAGCGGCUGGACAGGAAGUGAGGAAGGAAGCGAGGAGGGCACUGGCGGCAGUGAGGGGGCGGGGGGAGACGGGGGCCCAGACGCAGAGGGUGUCUGGAGUCCAGACAUCGAGCAGAGCUUCCAGGAGGCCCUGGCCAUCUACCCACCCUGUGGCCGGCGGAAAAUCAUCCUGUCCGAUGAAGGCAAGAUGUAUGGUCGGAAUGAACUGAUUGCCCGCUACAUCAAGCUGAGAACAGGGAAGACUCGAACUCGCAAACAGGUCUCUAGUCAUAUCCAGGUUUUGGCCCGAAGGAAAUCGAGGGAAAUCCAGUCCAAGCUCAAGGACUUGGGGACCACUACUUCCUGUUCUUUUUGUGCCCAGAAGCCUCCCCAACCUUUUUCUGACCAGGUUUCCAAGGACAAGGCUUUCCAGACAAUGGCCACCAUGUCCUCAGCCCAGCUCAUCUCAGCACCUUCCCUGCAGGCCAAACUUGGUCCUGCCGGUCCUCAGGCCCCAGAGCUUUUCCAGUUUUGGUCGGGGGGCUCUGGGCCCCCCUGGAAUGUUCCAGAUGUGAAGCCAUUCUCACAGACACCGUUCUCCUUGUCACUGACUCCUCCAUCUACUGACCUCCCAGGGUACGAGCCCCCCCAAGCCCUCUCACCUCCUGCUUUGCCCCCACCUGCCCCAUCACCCCCAGCCUGGCAGGCUCGGGCUCUGGGCACUGCUCGGUUGCAGCUGGUGGAGUUCUCAGCCUUUGUGGAACCUCCGGAUGCAGCUGACUCUUACCAGAGACACCUGUUUGUACACAUCAGCCAGCACUGCCCCAGCCCCGGAGCACCCCCCCUCGAGAGUGUGGACGUCCGGCAGAUCUAUGACAAAUUCCCUGAGAAGAAGGGUGGUCUGCGGGAGCUGUAUGAUCGUGGGCCCCCCCACGCCUUCUUCCUGGUCAAGUUCUGGGCGGACCUGAACUGGGGCCCGAGUGGCGAGGAGGUGGGGGCCGGCGGUAGCAGUGGUGGCUUCUAUGGAGUGAGCAGCCAGUACGAGAGCCUGGAGCACAUGACCCUCACCUGUUCCUCCAAGGUCUGCUCCUUUGGCAAGCAGGUGGUGGAGAAGGUGGAGACGGAGCGUGCCCAGCUGGAGGACGGGAGGUUCGUGUACCGCCUGCUGCGCUCACCCAUGUGUGAGUACCUGGUGAAUUUUCUGCACAAGCUGCGGCAGCUGCCCGAGCGCUAUAUGAUGAACAGCGUCCUGGAGAACUUCACCAUCCUCCAGGUGGUGACAAACAGAGACACCCAGGAACUGCUGCUCUGCACCGCUUAUGUCUUCGAGGUCUCCACCAGUGAGCGGGGGGCCCAGCACCACAUUUACCGCCUGGUCAGGGACUGAAGGGGGACCCCAGAAGCGGCUCACCCCCGGAAUAGCCUCCUCCCAGGAAGGACCUCCAGCUUUCCUCACGCUUCUUACUUGGGCGGGGUGGGUGGGCUGCUCCCUCUUAGGACCUUAAAAGCUCGGUGGUGAGUUGAAUGGGCUGGGACUGAGAGCAAAGGAUGGAUCCCGAUCUUGGGACCUCACAGGGGUGUCUGAAAGGACAGAUCACUCCGGAGCAUUUGACACUGGGGACAGGAGUGAGACAACCCCUGGGACAGCACUGGUUUCUGUCUCUGACAGGCAUACCUCCCCCUUCUCUGUUUUGGAUGUUUUGGAGGGCCCCAGUUACACAUUGGCUUGUCCCUCUCUGUUUUUCAGCACCCCCCCUUCUUCCCAAUCUGCCUCUCCUUACCAGCCCCAUCCCGGGACCCUGAUAUUGAAUUUUGAAGGUUAACCCUUUCUGUGCAGGAGUAGAGCCAGGUGGGCCCUGGAAAUAUUUUUUUUUUUUUUAAUAUAACAAGAGAUAUUUAUAAGUGGGUGUUAGGGUCGUGACUUUUUCUCAGCUGGGCAAGCAGUGGGGUGAGGCUUUUAAAUCUCAUGUCCUCUUCUAAAUGAGCCGUGGGGCUAGACUGUGUUGCCUCCUUCUCCUCCCCUCCCCCCAAAGUGUGUUGGUUUGUGUUUUGACAGAGGAUAAAGCUAUUUU
This is a messenger RNA of Physeter macrocephalus (sperm whale), 2191 nucleotides long. It is a transcript of the gene TEAD2, whose product is annotated as TEA domain transcription factor 2. Gene Ontology annotation, biological process: regulation of transcription by RNA polymerase II; hippo signaling; embryonic organ development. Gene Ontology annotation, cellular component: transcription regulator complex. The transcript has 12 exons. Gene Ontology annotation, molecular function: DNA-binding transcription factor activity, RNA polymerase II-specific; RNA polymerase II cis-regulatory region sequence-specific DNA binding. The coding region runs from base 103 to 1506 and encodes 467 amino acids. Lineage: Eukaryota; Metazoa; Chordata; Mammalia; Artiodactyla; Physeteridae. The record is from RefSeq and is a predicted model, not a curated record.